UGUCAAGGUAUCUUUAGAGUUUGGCCGAGAAGCACCAAUUAGUGAAGUCAUGGUCAAGGUAUCUUUAGAGUUUGGCCGAGAAGCACCAAUUAGUGAAGUCAUGGUCAAGGUAUCUUUAGAGUUUGGCUGAGAAGCACCAAUUAGUGAAGUCACUGUCAAGGUAUCUUUAGAGUUUGGCCGAGAAGCACCAAUUAGUGAAGUCACUGUCAAGGUAUCUUUAGACUUUGGCGGUGAAGCACCAAUUAGUGAAGUCACUGUCAAGGUAUCUUUAGAAUUUGGCCGAGAAGCACCAAUUAGUGAAGUCACUGUCAAGGUAUCUUUAGAGUUUGGCCGAGAAGCACCAAUUAGUGAAGUCACUGUCAAGGUAUCAUAAGACUUUAACUUAGAAGCACCAAUUAGUGAAGUCACUGUCAAAGCAUCUUUAGACUUAGUGAGAGUGUCCUAUAUGUAGGUUAUCAUGGCAGAUGAUUUAGUGGGAGAAUCCAUGAGAACACUUACAAUAACAGUGCAAGGAUUAGGACUCCCGCUUCACGCAGAACAGAUUUGGUGUGAAAGCAGCAGUGUAUGAGUAUGACCGGGCUAUACACUGCUGCUGAAAGAUAUAACAUGACAAUUAGGGACUUAUACCCGAGAUCAAAAACCAUCAAGAAUCAAAACAGUCUUCAGAAUAAGGACAUCGAGGUCAACAUUUCCAUUCACAAUUCAUACAUUGAAAAUCAUAUCCGAAGAACUUAUCAUGCCUCAACAAGUGUUAUGAUCAUUCUUAAAAGAGAUCUUUUGUUACAUGCACUUCUCAAGUCUUCUGGGUCUUUAUAUGACCCAGAUAGUUUGUCGAGCGGUAAAAUUUCACUUCAACAGGCAUUGUCCACUUUAUCAGGCAGAGUAGGCAUUCUUGCCUGUAUAUUGUCUCGUACUUCGCCUAAUGCUGUGUUCUGAAUAAGGAUAUCAGGAGAAGAGUACCAGGAUAUCUUGGGAAGUGUACAGUUUAAGUGCCAGACAAUGAUUCAAUAUGUUGUGAAGAACUUAAAAAAUUGGAAAGCUACUCAAACAUGCUACAACUUUGUACAUGAGGAUCACCAUGCAACUCAACCAGCACCUUGAUAGAUAGGCAAACAUUGCAGUAACAGUCCAAAAUCAUCCAUUCCAUCCCAUAGCACAUUGGGCAAGGUAGUUUGCCGAAAGAUUUAUAAUAAUAAUAAUUUUCCCCAUUGCUGUUCUCUGCCAGAUUUCCCAAUGUCAACACCAGCAGAACAUGAGCCGCGUUACAAACGUGUGCUCAAUUAUCACCCAGAUUACUUGGAAGUGAAGCAACAAAAGAAGCAAAGAGAAGUGAAUGUUGAAUAUGGGAAAAAUGCAUGCACAGGAAAGUUCUUCAUUCGUGUGUGGAAAGGUGAUCAAAAUAUUGAGUACAUAAACAUUGACAAGGACCAGUUCUGUGGGGUGCAGAGAUGGCACUUCACCAAAAGGAACUCGGGAUGGAAGAACACAACUGUGGAGAAGUUCUUCAUAGCGAUCCUGCUAAACCAUGCCACAUACGUUUUCCAGCAGAUGAAUAGAGACAGCAUCAGCGAAAAUAAACAACAGACGGCAAAUUUCUUGGUGGAGUUGGAAAAUGUUAUGAAAGAAGAUUUAGGAAUUAAAAAUUGGUGGAAAUGUGUUACCUGUCACAGUAGUAAUGAACAGAGCCAAAUCACUUUGCAUUUAACCAAAAGUGCCUUGUCCAUGGUGGAUGGGAAAGAACAUCGUCCUGCAUGCUUGAAGAGAUGGGACAUCUCAGAGGUGAAAGACUGUCAAGGUUUAGACGGUGAUGGAUCAAAAUUUGUUGUCCAGUUUCAUUCAGGGUGCAAGCUUAAGUGUGCAUCAGGAUGCAAAAGUCAAGAAAUCAUAAAGCUGAUGAGAGCCACCAUUAGACCUACUAUUCCCCCACGCCCAAAAAGGAAAAAUGCCUUUAGAACUUAUCAUUCUUAUGGACAUACACAAAAUGAUGAAAUAGAGAACAGCUAUGAUCAAUCUGGUUCAAACGUAUGUACUCUUCCUUCUGGGUGGAGACCUGGAGGCAUGACUCAAUCUAGUGAAGACAAUGGUCACGGUAACAUUUGGGACUUCAUGUCGGCUGUCAGUGAAAAUACUCCUGACCAAAACCAUGAGGAGGUGGAGGAUUGCACUGGGACGUCAUGUGGUACAGGAAAUAAACCCAUCACUUUUGAGAGCGUCGAGCGCAGGAAGAAUCCCUUUGUUAGACAAAGGUCAGUCUGCAGUGGUUGUUAUACGGAGAGUAACUGUCAAAUUAGUGCCUCAUUUGGGAAUUCACGCAGGAGCAGUAGCUAUGGGGAUCUUGCAGAUAUCAAGGACAUGGAUUUUACUUUGUGGGGCAAUACAGAGAAGGUAGCUGGACCCCAACCGCUGUCAAAAAGGAAAGGAUCAGAAACGAGAUCAACGAUGAAGCUGAAAUUGGACCGGAUAACGAAAAGGGAUCAAAUGAGUAUCCGUAAAUCUGUACACGAGGCGACUGAUACAGACACUUGUGACAAAGGGUCACUGACAAAACAGGUUAGCAUUUGGGAGUUCGAGCCUCACAGCAAACAAACAUCAGAUGUGGUUUACACACUGAAGAGAAUGAUGGAUAGAAAGCCUCCCGAGAAGGACACAUUAGGUCUUCCCUGGGUGCUCUACCAUACCGUCUGUUGCAAACUCAUUCCUGACUCUUCCUGUCCUGGACUCACAAAAGACUGGCGUUUCUUAGCAGAAAAUAUUGGUUUCCACAAUGAGGAUAUCCAAAUGAUUGCAUCCUUCAUAUAUCAAACUCCUAUUGCAACACCACAGGAUAUUUUGUUACAGUGCUGGCAGGACAGGCACAAUCGUUGGCAGGGGUGGUAUUCGCCAGAGUGCACAGCCAAAAACCUUGUCAAGAUCUUGGAAAAGAUGGACAGAAGAGACAUUGCAGGAAUUAUCAAAAACGCAAAGAAGAAGCCAUCAUUGGCAUCAGCAUUAGGUCUCAAUAAACCGUUUCGAAAUUGACCAAGUGUCCUUCCCCUUGUAAAGUCAAAUGCUUUUUUUCUAAUCGGCUGUGCCAUGAUCAUCAAUGGAAUUCACUAAUUGCACUGAUCAUUCUUUGUGGGUUGAACAGAAGCAAGGCACAUGUUCAUGGUAUAAACACAAGCGUGCCAGACCCAAUGAUUCUGUGAUGGGCUUGGAACAAUGAAAUGACCCCCAAUUUUCUUGUUGCAGAAUUGGAGUAGUAUCGUAUAUGUAUUGGUAACAAACCUAUAUGCCUUUGAAGGCUUCCAAAGGUCUGUGCAACAAUAAAAAUAUGCACUUUUUAGGUAUAUCAUGCCAGUUGUUUUGCCUCAUCAGGAGUCAUCUUGAUGUAUGGUUGAUGGAUUUCAUGAAGUUCUGUGAAAUGAGUCCUCAGGGAAAUGAUUACAUUAAUGCAGAAGAGGUCAGUGGUUAGCCCAUCUUUUUCUUUAGUUCAGACACAGGCUUCUCUUUACUAUGUUUAAAUAGGUUGCCUAUUCUAGAUAACCCAGAAAUCUGCAUGAAACGCCAAGUGUUAAUGAGAGAGAGUGCAGCAGAGAAAAUAUACAAAAUGUCAAUAGAUCUGUUACUAUUUAACGUUACUACUGAAAUAGAUUUAGAUAUCCUUCAUUUGGCCACAUGGGCCAGAAGGAACAAGCCCUAUCAAAAAUGAACAAACUAUUUCUAAAGCCUUUUACUUGUACAUUUAUUAAUUCGAAGAUUGUCUCAUCAUUGUUUAUAUUCAGACGUGUCACUUCAGUUCCAGUUAGAUAGGCAAACAAACUGCAAGUUACUACUCUUUUUGAUAAUGCACAAUUUCCACUCAAACACAGAUGACCUACAUGUAAUUCAAUAGCCCGCCAGAGGCCUUUUGGGAAGAUCAGGGGAAUGUUGCGAUAAUGUACACGUACGUUUAUCACAAACAUACUUGACAAAUAAAAUUCUCUACUCGUACAAUUCUCCAUAAAAUUCAUUACAUUAUCUGAAUGAAUAAUAACACUUGAGCAUCCCCUGUGAAUAUGUCCAUAUCUUUGUUUAUUGUGUAAAUAAAGUCUUGAAAACACA
Lineus longissimus is the source of this 4080-nucleotide messenger RNA. RefSeq lists its product as uncharacterized. NCBI's taxonomy places the organism in Eukaryota, Metazoa, Nemertea, Pilidiophora, Heteronemertea, Lineidae. The record is from RefSeq and is a predicted model, not a curated record. The transcript is spliced from 9 exons. The coding region runs from base 1234 to 3018 and encodes 594 amino acids. Gene Ontology annotation, biological process: signal transduction. Gene Ontology annotation, molecular function: protein binding.